Harpegnathos saltator (Jerdon's jumping ant) is the source of this 2003-nucleotide messenger RNA. RefSeq lists its product as uncharacterized. Bases 53 to 1678 code for a protein of 541 amino acids. NCBI's taxonomy places the organism in Eukaryota, Metazoa, Arthropoda, Insecta, Hymenoptera, Formicidae. The transcript is spliced from 8 exons. The record is from RefSeq and is a predicted model, not a curated record.
AUCCAGCUGAUCGUACUCCUGUCACCGAACUUGAAGAAGAGGAGGAAUCGAAAUGAUGCUGACGAAGCCGCUGAUGAUUUUCCUGCUGCUCGUCAACGUGCAGCUCCGCGAGACUCGCGGUUACGUGAGGCUGGUCGAGCCCUCGAGCAGAAGUAGGAUCUGGAUGAAGAACUUUCCGGAAGAGACGAAGUCAGACGAGGCCGACUUAAACUGCGGUGGGCCAAACGCACAAUACGACAAGAACUACGGCAAGUGCGGCGAGUGCGGCGACGAUUACUCCUUGGCCCGGCCGCGGCCAAACGAGAACGGAGGCACCUACGGCAAAGGAAUGAUCAGUCGUGCGUACAUUGCAGCUUCCGUCAUCGGCGUGGUCAUUGACAUCUUAGGCUACCACCAAGGUCACUUCGAUUUCGACGUCUGUCCGUUGAGCACGGACGAACAACUGGAAACCAACGUGUGCUUCUACAAGCAUCAUCUGACGUUGGCUGACAGUAGCAACCACGUCUUGAACUUCACCAGCACGCAGUGGAGGACGUCGAUCUAUGUCAGGCUGCAAUUGCCGCAAAAUCUCACGUGCAAACAUUGCGUCUUCAGGAUGCACUUUCGAAGCAAGGACAGCGACCUCGACGACAACGAGCUCGUGAUGAACAACCUGUUCGGUCUGUCACCGACUUGGAGAAAUUGCGCUGACAUCGCUAUCUUAAAAGCCAUUUCAACCGACAGAGGGAAUCUGCUCCGACGACUUCAACUGGACCAGUAUGAGAGCGAGCAGUCGAAUUCAACAUCUGAUAAGACAAUUGAUAAGCAGCGAUCGUCAACUCGAUGCGGAGCGUGCAGGGGGCAGGCUUAUCGGAAAAUGCGCGGCUAUAUAAAGAAAAUGAAGGCGACACUCUCAUGUUACAUCACGGAGCUCUACCUCGUUUCCGUCGACCGAAGAAAAACGCGGAGAAACGGAAUGGCGUUCGCGAAAGUAUUGGUCCUCGCGCUGGUGGCCAUCAUUCAUUUGCAGGAGAUUCACGGCCAUGGGAUGAUGUUGGAGCCCAUAAACAGAAGCAGCGCCUGGAGGAAGGGUUACCCAGUAGAGCCCAACUACACCGACAACGAGCACUUCUGCGGCGGACGCACUGUUCAACACGUAAACAACAAUGGCAAUUGUGGAGAAUGCGGUGACAAUUGGGUCCUACCUCGACCACGGCCGAAUGAAAAUGGGGGCUUGUACGGAACCGGUCUCAUUACGCAAAAAUAUAAGGAGGGUGACGUCAUCACUAUAACUAUCAACCUCUCAGCCAGCCACUAUGGUACCUUCGAAUUCAGUAUCUGCCCGUUGAAAAACACGAAAGAACUGGAAACCGACGAGUGCUUCGAGCGGUAUCCUCUGCCGUUGGCCGACGGUAGCGGCUACAAAUUUCCUGUCCCGAAAGAAAACAAGAAAUACUAUAUCAAAGUGGUCCUGCCGAAGGGUGUCACGUGCGAGCACUGCGUGCUCAGGUGGCACUACCGCGCCGGAAAUACCUGGGGAAUAUGUCCGAACGGAAGAGGAGCAAUGGGCUGCGGUCCUCAGGAGACUUUCAGAAGUUGCGCUGACAUCUCCAUCGUCUCGAAGGACCGUUGGUCGUCGGAUAUGACCAUUCCAAUAGUGCCCAUCGAGGUGGUCGACAAUCGCGUGUAUUACGAUUAAUGAGGAAAACGAGUAAUCUCGCGAGCGAGUAAAAACGCGAGCCUCAUCACAAUGUUUCAUUUGACGAGGAAGUUUUCCACUGCUUACACCCAAGACUCGACCGCGGACAAACGAGGAAAUGUGACAACGGCAAAUAUUUCUGGAGCAUGACGAAUUAAACACCGGAAAGCCGAUGGGACGUGAAUCAGAUUUGCGAGUCUGAUUCGGUGCCUGCGGGCAUUUCGAAAGAAAUUGGACGCUGCAUUCGAAUCCGCUGCCAUCCAAAGGCUGCGCCUCAUGAGGCUGGUUAUUGGAAAAAAUAUACAUUGUUCGACCUCUGUUUGGA